AUGAUCAGGAAUCACUUCCUCGCUCGCUGCCCCACUGAGCUCACCAUUGCCCUCCUCGAGAAGGAACUACUUGCAGCUGAGGCGAGCAUCGUCGCUGUAGGUGCCUCUCGUGGCGACCCCCGCACCCCUUUCUUUGAGGGGUGUUCCCCUUCCCCCCUUCUUCCCUCUGUAGCCUCUGCUUCUGCUGUCGACCUCCUUGGUGCUGAGAAGGUCGGGGCUGCGUCCGCUACGAGCGGGCGCCGCAGGAACAGAGGGGGCAAGGGUGGAGGUGGCGGCGGGGGAGGCGGGGGUGGAGGCGGUGGGAGUGGAGGUGGGGCUGGAGAGGCUAGUGGCGGCAGUGGGGGUGGUGACGGCAGCGGCGGGGGCGGUGGCAGGGGCGGGGGCGGCAGCGGGGGCGGCGGUGGUCGUGGCAGCGGCAGGGGAGGGGGUGGUCGAGGAGGUGGCGGCGGCGGUGGUGGUCGUGGAGGCGCUGGCGAUGGUCUGAGCCAGCAGCACACCCCGUCGCUCCAGGAGGCCCGUGAGUGGUAUUCGCAGCGCGGGGGGGCGGGUGGCUUUAGCUGCACGUACGUCAUCCGCACUGGUGACCGCACUGGUCAGACGUGUGGGAGGCCGCACCCCACGCAGCGCUGUUUCUCGCGCCUUGACGACGCUUGGCGCACUCAGUUCCCUGAUGCCACUGAGCUGCCCCGCUGGGCUGAUCUGAUGAAGAAGGGAGUUGAUAUCUGGGCUCUAGACUUUGAUGCUAUUCUUACUGCCAUGUAUGUGAUGUUUACUAGUGGAGAGGGUGCUCAGUACCUGCGUGUUCCGCCCGACCCGGGCAUUCGGACCAGUGAGGCUGCCGCUCUAGGUGCUAGUGAGACUGCCACUGCAGGUACUCGCGUGUCUGCUACCUCAGGUGCUGGUGAGGCUGCUGCUCUAGGUGCUAGUGAGUCUGUCCCCCCUGGUACUGAGUCGACUGAGGCACUGCACACCUUCACCCUGGACUCAGGUGCUUCUCACUGUUUCUUUCGUGACCGCACUGCCCUUGAGCCGCUUGCUCGGCCAGUUGCUGUCUCCCUCGCUGACCCCUCUGGGGGUCCGGUCAUUGCGACCUCCUCCACUGUUCUUCCCUGUCCUGCGGUCCCGUCGGGCACACUGUCAGGUCUCCACCUCCCCUCGUUCUCUACGAACUUGGUGGCGGGUUGUGCGCUCCAGGACGCGGGUGUUCACCAGUUCACCCCUGCCUACGAGCGCAUGACACACUGCACGUGUGCUCGGACGGGCCGUCACCUGGCUACCUUUACUCGGCAGCUGGGGUCGGGCCUGUACACACUGACCACUGAGUCCCCUCAGGUAGCUGCGUCUGCGUCUGCGUCAGGUCAGCUGUCGGCCCCCUGCUCGUGUCGCUCUCUGGCGCACGAGACCGUCCUCUGGCACCACCGACUUGGUCACCCGUCUGUGCAGCGCCUUCGGGCCAUGCACAAACGGUGCCUUGUCUCUGGUCUUCCCAGGGUUCUCCCUCCCCUCCCACCCUCGCCUGCUCCUCCCUGUCUUCCCUGUGUCGAGGGGCGGCAGCGCGCCGCUCCUCACUCCUCCUCCUUCCCCCCGACGACUGCUCCCUUGCAGACGCUCCACCUGGACGUGUGGGGCCCAGCCCGCGUCCGUGGUCAGGGUCAGGAGAGGUACUUCCUGAUUGUUGUUGACGACUACUCUCGCUACACCACGGUCUUCCCCUUGCGCACCAAGGGUGAGGUCCCUGAUGUCUUGAUCCCUUGGAUCAGCAGAGCUCGUCUCCAGCUCAGCGAGCGUUUCCGCUCAGACUUUCCUGUCCUGCGUUUGCACUCUGACAGAGGUGGUGAGUUCUCCUCCGACCUCCUGGCAGCCUACUGUGCGGAGCACGGCAUUGAGCAGUCGUUCACGCUUCCGGCCUCUCCACAGCAGAAUGGGGUUGCUGAGCGCCGCAUUGGCUUGGUCAUGGAGGUCGCUCGUACCUCCCUGAUCCAUGCGGCUGCUCCCCACUUUCUGUGGCCGUUUGCGGUCCGAUACGCUGCGCAUCAGCUCAACCUCUGGCCCCGUGUCUCCUUGCCAGAGACUUCCCCGACACUGCGGUGGACGGGAGAGGUUGGCGAUGCGUCGCGUUUUCGGGUCUGGGGAUCUCGAGCUUUUGUUCGCGAUACGUCCGCGGACAAGCUCUCCUCUCGCGCUGUUCCUUGUGUCUUCCUUGGCUUUGUCCCGGACGCGCCUGGUGCUGCUGUGGUAGACCCCCUUCCCCCUCAGGGUGCCGCUCCCUCAGGUGUGUCCCAGGUAGACCCGGUUGAGCCUGUCGAGGUAGCUGUCGACUCUCGUCCUGCUAGGGGUGCUGAGCCUGAGCGUGAGGAGCCUGGAGGUGCUGCGUCUGGGGGUGCGGAGCCUGGGGGUGCUGAGCCUGGGGGUGCUGAGCCUGGGGGUGCUGAGCCUGGGGGUGCUGAGCCUGGGGGUGCGGAGCCUGGGGGUGCUGAGCCUGGGGGUGCUGAGCCUGGGGGUACUGAGCCUGGGAGUGCUACACCUGGAGGAGCCCUCUCCUCACAGCAGCUGCAGGAGAGGUACCUACAGUACUGCAGCCUCCGGAGAGGUGCUGCUGGAGCUGGUACCAGUACUUCCCCUCCUACCCGGGAGCUCCCCUCCCUUCAGCGGAUCCGAGAGUGGUACACGCGGCGCUGCAGUCUUCGGAGUGGUGCUCCUGGUGCUGAGGACCCGGGCGUUGGAGCUACUGCUGGUGUUGAGGACCUGGGAGUUGGAGCUACUGCUGGUGCUGAGGACCCGGGCGGUGGAGCUGCUGCUGGUGCUGAGGACCCGGGCGUUGGAGCUGCUCCUGGUGCUGAGGACCCGGGCGUUGGAGCUGCUGCUGGUGCUGAGGACCCGGCCGGUGGAGCUGCUGCUGGUGCUGAGGACCCGGACGUUGGAGCUGCUGCUGGUGCUGCGGACCCGGGCGUUGGAGCUACUGCUGGUACUGAGGACCCUGACGCUGGUGUCUCUACUGGUUCUGGAGACACUGCGCGGCCGCGACCGUACUUCGUACCGCUCCUUCAGCAGGUUCUUGGUCAGACUCCUCCUCCUUGUCCUCCUUCCUCCUUAGAGUGUCCUCCGCCUGUCCAGUCGCAGUCACAGUUACCGCCUGCCUCGCCUCUCCCUGGUCCCUCUCCUUACACUGGUCCCACAGGAGGUCUUACGGAGCAUCGUGAGCCUGAGUCUCGUCCUACGUCGCCUGUUCGUACUGCUCGCACUGGUCGUCGUGUCCCGCGUGAGCGUCCUCCCCCUGUCCCUGGCACUCACUACAUGACUUUGCGUCCCUCCACUGCUCCUCAGCGUGUCCCUCUGCCGUCUCCUCCUGCGUCCUCUCUUCCUACUCCUCCUGACCCGGAGUCUGACUCCCGUCGUGCUGCCAGUCCCACUGUCACGCGUCUCCUAGCUACUGUUGUCACUGACCCUACCUUUGAGUCCUCUGCUGCGUCUGCUCUGGUAGCUGAGUUGGUUGACUUUGCUGCUCGGUGUCGUCUCGACUACGCCGCUAGCCUUGUUGCUGAGUCUGAGUCUGUCUGUCCUCCGUCCGUCGGGGUUGCCCCUGAGGGAGACCCGGAUGCACCACACAUCCCGACCCCGCGCUCUUACGCAGAGGCGAUGGCGGGUCCCUACUCCUCUCAGUGGCAGACAGCCAUGGACGCAGAGAUGGCUUCCUGGAAGUCCACAGGCACCUACGUCGACGAGGUUCCCCCACCUGGGGCGAACAUCGUCAAUGGCAUUCAGCGAGAGGGAGUAGACUUCUUCCAGACCUUCUCCCCCACCCCGAAGAUGACCACUCUUCGGGUGCUGCUGCACAUAGCCGCUCACCGCGACUACGAGCUUCACUCACUUGACUUCAGCACUGCUUUCUUGCAGGGCAGCCUGCACGAGGAGAUCUGGCUGCGCCGCCCUCCUGGCUUCACUGGGUCGUUUCCUCCUGGUACCCAGUGGAGCCUCCGGCGGCCAGUCUACGGUCUCUGCCAGGCGCCGCGUGAGUGGCACGACACACUGAGGACUACACUUGCGGCUCUUGGGUUCAUUCCUACUGCUGACCCGUCGCUGUUUCUACGCACCGACACCUCGCUGCCUCCGUUCUACAUCCUCGUGUACGUCGACGACUUGGUCUUUGCCACUGCUGACACUGCGGCACUCGCCCACGUGAAGUCGGAGCUGCAGAAGAGACACACGUGCACAGACCUGGGUGAACUGACAAGCUAUCUUGGCUUGCGGAUCACCCGGGACAGAGCACGGCGCACCAUCACCUUGACUCAGUCACACAUGGUGCAGCAGGUCCUUCAGCGCUUCCGCUUCACGUACUCCUCGCCUCAGUCCACUCCUCUGCCUACCGGUCACUCGCUCUCAGCUCUGCCUUCGGAUGAGUCCGUAGAGCCGAGUGGCCCGUAUCCAGAGCUUGUGGGCUGCCUCAUGUACCUGAUGACCUGCACUCGACCUGACCUUGCAUACCCUCUUAGCAUCCUUGCACGCUAUGUCGCUCCUGGCCGUCACUGGAAGGAGCACAUGGAUGCCGCUAAGAGGGUGUUGCGCUACUUGUGCAUUUCUUGGCGUUCUACACGCUCUUCUUCUGUUCUCAGCUCCAGUUGUGAGGCUGAGAUCUACGCCACAGCCAUGGCGGCCCAGGAGCUACGCUGGCUCACCUACCUGCUAACCGACUUGGGAGAGCGGCCUUGUUCUCCUCCAGUACUGUACGUCGACAACAAGGCUGCCAUUGCCUUGUGUGAGGAGCACAGACUGGAGCACCGAACGAAGCACAUCGCUCUGCGCUACUUCCUUGCUCGAGAGCUGCAGCAGCGCGGUCAGCUUCGUCUGCGUUACGUGGCCACUCAGGCCAACACUGCUGAUGUGUUCACCAAGGUGCUUCAGCCUUGUAAUCAUUAG
Messenger RNA from Closterium sp. Yama58-4, 4914 nucleotides. Lineage: Eukaryota; Viridiplantae; Streptophyta; Zygnematophyceae; Desmidiales; Closteriaceae. The record is from the annotation of a GenBank genome assembly.